ACUUUUGUAUAAUUCGGUUGAGUAGACAGCUAUGUAGUAGCUCACACGCAAACUCACGCAUGCUAUUUUUAUCGUUCACUAUCGUGCUUCCAAAAUUACGUCUGACCCAAAGUACUAAUGUCUGACAUUAUUAAAAUUAAUUCUUGCCAUUCUUAUUAAAACUCACAGCAAAGAUUACCAAACACGUGUAGGUACACAAAUGUAAUGCUCCAAUUGAAAUUCGCGCUCUUACGUAUUGCUAGGAACUUUGAAAACAACCCGCAAAAUUUUUAAACUGCUGCCCCUCGUUGUCUUUUAUUUUUGCGCGUAAAGAUUAAAUAAAAUACACGGCACAGUUGCGUAGGUUAAAUUUAUGCUUUAGAUAUCAUGAUGCAUGAUAAAUAUGAUAAAAUACAGUAUAUUUCUGUGAUAUACCGAUUGUCUUGUUUUCGUUAUUAUGACCCGAAAAUGUUCUGAUGAGACGCGCGUGAUAACAGUUUAUUAUUUUGCUCGACAAUCGACAUUACAAUCUUUUUGAUUAACAUAUACGAAAUAAUAUCGUGCCUUGACAUGUUCUUUUUUCGUGGUUAGGCUAACCCCUUUUAUCGACAAGGGUUAAACGACGGUCAGUCGAUGGAAAAUUACCCACUUCACUACAAGCAUAAAAUAUGUAUGCUUGUAACCCACUAUAUAAAAAAUCGAUAAAAGAGCACAGUAUAUUUCAAUAAUAAAUAAAAAUAUAUUUGAAUAAUAAAUUAAAGAAGAUCUUUAAUGUCGUUUCUCAGUUUGAUAAAUUUAUUAAACGAUAAAGUAAUAACGUCUCACAUUUAUAAUUAGUGGAUAUUCGUUUAAUCAUUUUCUUGGCGAGAGUUUGCUGACGCUCUUCACGGGUAAAAAUUAAAAAGAAAAUUAUCAUUACUGAUUAUGAGAGUCGUUAAGUUAGAAAUAAAACGCAGUCGCUAAAAAUUCUUGUCUCGUACAACUGAGUACUUGUCGAGGAACCGAAUGGUGAAAGGUAUAACCGGUUUUUUAGCAGAUGGCGGAUUACAUAAAGAAACAAAAACAAAAAAAUAAAGAAAAGAGAAGAAAAAUCAAAGGGGAACGUGAUUUGUUGUGCGACCUUCGACCAGUUUCAUUUCAGCUAGUAAAUGUAAAAGCCAUAGUCAUUCAAUUUUUAGGUCGCGCGAUUCAUCAUAAUUUAUAAGAGCAGUUUCAGAAGUAAACGAAAUAUGUAUCCGUAUAUAAUCCAUCGAUAGAUGCAUACAUGUAGUUAGAUCGAUAUCGUAUCACGUACCAUCGCAAAUCGAUUCAAUCGAUUCAGAGAACGUAUCGAUUGGACGUACUUAUGUAGUUCAUAAGAAAAUACCGAACCGUCACCAUAAAUCGAUUAAGUACGUGUGUGUAAUUUCACUGUUAUUAAUAAUGAUUGUAAUCUGAUAGAGAGAGCGCGGGAGGGUGGGUAGGGGGAAGGGGAAGCAGGAGGAAAAGGAAUAGAAGUACAUACUUAUCGUUAGAGAGUAGUGUGGCGUCGCGACCUUCCAGCAGAAAUACGUUUCCGUGAAAAAGAGAAAUAAGUAAGUAAGUAAGUAAGUAAGUAAGUAAGUAAGUAAGUAAGUAAGUAAGUAAGUAAGUAAGUAAGCAGGCAAGUAAGUAAGUAAGUAUAUUUCUACGAUGGCAAACUCGACCGCUCACGAGCACGAGAGCGCGAGUGCGAGCGCGUGCAUGCGGUUCAGUACGAUAUCGGCCGUCCUCGUGCCAGCAGCUGACUGUGUAACGCGAUUCCAACACCGCGUGGAAACGCGUCCAUUGCCGGGACUUGGCGAUUCUCUCUACGAUCAUCUAAUACCAGCCUUGGUUCUUUUUAACCUCGAGUCUUUGGAAUCGUUGAGCGGUUGAACGAACAUCCGAGAAUAACGUGUAUCGGAGGAACGAUGCAAAAUUGUUACGACGACGACGAUAAUAACGUCGUCUAUAAGGAUGUGGUCAUUAUAGGAAACGGUCCGAGUGGAAUAUGCCUUUCUUACAUGCUCGCUGGAAACUGGCCGUAUUAUACGGGCGAGCCGCACCCCGGGGACGAGAUGUUGACCGCGAGAUUACACUUCAGCACCCGAACCGGCAACGAGGAAUGUUACAACGACAACGAUAACAAUGAUCUAGAAGAGGAACGAGAUGAAAUUCGCGAUCGAUGGGGACAAGAGAACGCCGGUAGAUUGGCAAAGAGUCAGCAGGGAAGAGGAUUGGCGCGCAGCACCCGUUGCAAACUGGAAUGCUUGUCCUCCGGUCUCGAGGGUAGAGCCGGUGGUCGACCUUUGGCCCUUCUUAUGGAUCAACUUCAACAUCCCUGCGUGGACGCGGGUCUCGACGUGCCCUCUCUUCUCACUUGGAAAUCGGUCGAACAACAUCCCGAGCACAAAAUGAUAGACCACGUGGUACUGGGCAAAGACGAACCUGGUGGUUCGUGGCAGUCGAUGGAUCCAAACGUGUUGACCAUCAGCUUGAACCGAUGGAUGUCGUUGCCCGAUUUAGACGUAAGGCAAUGGGAGAUGUUGAUCGAGUCCGAGCAGUUUCGGCAACCCAACUCCACCGUUCAAGAGAGGUCGAACGCGUGUAAAACGGCUAGCAGAAUUUCCGUUGGCACCGUGGCUGCCUACUAUAAAGAUUAUGUGCGUAGAAAAGGGUUGGAGCGAUACUUUCGCUGCGGGACCGUCGUUACCUCGGUGAAACCAGCUUCCAACGAAGACGCAAACUGCUCUUACGGAUGGAUAGUGAAGGGUUUCGACAAGAAGACUGGGAAAUCGUUCCAUUACCGAUGCAAAAGAGCCGUUCUUGCCACUGGUACGACUGAUUUGUCGAAUCACCUAGGAAUACCCGGUGAAAAUUCACGACCGGACUGGGUAACGCACGAUCUCAACGACUUGGAAUCGAGGCUGGAUCGUUUGGUCGAACAGCAUCACGGAGAAAAAUUAGAAGAUAGAAUGGAUCCGGUAUUGAUAAUCGGUUCUGGAUUAACCGCGGCGGACGCGAUCAUGGCCGCGCGUUUUCGCGGCAUACCUGUAUUGCACGCGUUCCGAGACGCGUCUAACGAAUGGAAUAAAUCGGAUUCUAAGAAAAUACACACCGCCUAUGGCAGAUUACAGGGACUUCCUAGUUCCAUGUAUCCGGAAUAUCACAAAGUAUACGAGAUGAUGGCAGACGGAGGUAGCAAUUAUCCUCUGUACAAAGCGCUACCGGGAUACACGUUGGUCGAGUUUGCCUCACACGGAAACGAUGUUAUCGAUGUAUCCGAAUCCGACAAUCGAACGGUUACUCUUACCGCUCCGGAUCAACGAUCGUACGCGUUUCGCGUCUCGAUUGUGGCUAUACUCAUCGGAUACAAGCCUGACCUGUCCUACCUGGAAAACAACGGUAUCGGACUUGGAAAGUUUCCUGACAAACCUAUAGACAGUAAAACAAAUCCGAUCGAAGUCGACAACUUUACGUACGAAGUGAUCAAGGCACCUAAAACCGGUCUUUAUGCUUUAGGUCCUUUGGUUGGUGACAACUUUGUACGUUACAUACUCGGUGGAGCGUUUGGGAUUUUAACUCACAUCUUAAACACGUCUACCAUCUGAUAAUGAGAUCAGUUUUCCAACUUUGCCUUCUGACUCCCUUCUUUGUUACUUUCUGUUGUAUAAUAAUAGUCGUCGAUGGUUAAUCGUAUCGCGUUGUUAACAAUAACAGUUCGCAUUUGUUUUAAGUACUUAUUUAAAUAAGUAAAUACUGGGAGUUACAUUUCGUUUUUUACACUCUUCGAAUCUGAUUCGUUACUUGUUUUUUUCUUUUUUCUCUUUUCAUUCGCAGAAACAACGAAAGCGUUUUUAUAUAUCAAUUUUCCUAUUAGAUAUCGCUUGUUUUUCCAAAUUUCAAUGAAGUUUCAAUUGCUCGAUUUUAUCGAGUUUAUGGAAGCACGUACAAACAUUUUUUACAAACAUGUAAAAAACCUGUAUAAAUGACCUCGUAAGUAUAACGAUACUUGUUUCGGUGUUAUUGAUCCAACAAAAUAGAUUAAACAACAUACGGACGGUAUGAUACAAUAAAAUUCGUAGGGUUUUGAUACCAGCAUUUAUUGCAUUCCAUUUAUUAGAAUAAACAUUGUUACAGUA
This is a messenger RNA of Osmia lignaria (orchard mason bee), 4121 nucleotides long. RefSeq names its product oxidative stress-induced growth inhibitor 1. Lineage: Eukaryota; Metazoa; Arthropoda; Insecta; Hymenoptera; Megachilidae. The record is from RefSeq and is a predicted model, not a curated record.